GUUUUGGGUGCGUAGAUAGGCAUUCGAUUAUUCCAAACCGGAGCGGUGUGUGGCCUGUCGAUGGGAUGGAUGUCCUGCUUUUGCCCAGACUAGCCUUCAAAGUGGUCAUCAUACUUCUGCAGGUCUUAUUUCUACUUUACGGUUUGUAUGCGGCGUAUGACAUCCGGCUGUAUCCCAUCAAGGACUUCGGCUAUAUCAUCCAUGAGUUUGAUCCGUGGUUCAACUACCGCGCGACUGAGUAUCUGGCCGAACAUGGCUUGUACAGGUUCCUGCAUUGGUUUGAUUAUGAGACUUGGUACCCCUUGGGGCGUCCGAUCGGAACGACGAUUUAUCCUGGCAUGCAGGUCACUGCCGUGGCUAUUUGGGAGGCCAUGAAGAAGAUCGGAGAAUUCAAAGUCGAAAGUCCAUCCUUUCUGUUGGCCUUGAGGCCGCUGAUCUCUUACCUGAAGAGCACUGGUUGGAGGUGGCUUCCUGCGAUCAAGCAGAGCUACGAGUUCACCCCCAUGAGCGUCAAUGACAUUUGCUGCAUGAUUCCACCUUGGUUCGGAAGCUAUGCGUCGCUUUUCACUGGCCUGCUGGCAUACGAGAUUUCGCGAAGCGUCAACGCGGGUGUCGCAACCACGCUGAUCAUGGCGGUGAUCCCUGCGCACCUCAUGAGGUCCGUGGGAGGUGAGUUCGACAACGAGGCGGUUGCAGUCACCGCCAUUUGCUCCACCUUCUGGCUGUGGGUCCUCAGUGUCCGCACCCCGAAGCACUGGCCCGUCAGCUUCUUGGCUGGCCUGUCAUACUUCUACAUGGUUGCUGCAUGGGGAGGUUACAUCUUCGUGAUCAACAUGAUUGGUUUGCACGCUGCCCUGCUGGUGGGGCUUGGCCGCUUCAAUUCAGGAGUGUACAAAGCUUAUUCCAUCUUCUACAUUGUGGGUACGGCAGGAGCGCUGCAAGUGCCAGUGGUGGGAAUGCAGCCCCUGCGCUCUGUGGAGCAGCUGGGGCCGCUCUUGGUGUUCCUGGGCUUCCAGGUGCUGGCCUUCUGUGAUUGGCAAAGGCGAAGGAGCAGCAUGGGGGCCUUUGAAUUUGCGAUCUUCCGCAUCAAGGUCAUGGCUCUUCUGGUUGGCGCGACCGUCCUGGUAUGCGCAGCUCUGUAUCCAACUGGGUACUUCGGUCCCAUCUCAUCACGAAUACGUGGGCUGUUCGUGAAGCAUACGAAGACCGGAAACCCAUUAGUCGACUCGGUGGCAGAGCACCAGCCAGCCAGCCCCUCCAUGUAUGCGAGCUACCUGAACCUUCCACUGGACUAUGUGCUCUUGGGCGGUCUGGUCAGCCUGUGGAAGCGAAACAACGGGUUUUGGCUGCUGUGCCUCUACGGCUUCAUCGCUCAGCAUUUCUCUGGCAAGAUGUCGCGCCUGGUGCUGAUUUGCGGGCCGGUGGUGUCAGUGGCCUGCGGGAUUUGGGUUGGCUUCCUGGUGGACCAGCUCGUUGAGCCUUUCUUGCUCCUCUUGGGCAAGAAAGGAUACACCGCGGAGAGCGAGGCCCCGAAGACCGAGAAGACCGAGAAGACCGAGAAGACCGAGAAAAGCGAGAAAAGUGACAAGAAUGAGAAGAAGGGCGCCAAGGCAAAGAAGGCAGCAAAGAAGAGCACCACGGCUGUGGACAUUGACUGGACGCUGGAGGAGUAUGAGGAGGACCGGCGGCCAGGGGGCGCCAACCAAAUACUACGGCUUUUGCAAGGCUAUGUGUACAAGGCCAUCCCCGAGGAGAAUAUCGCGACUUACCGCGAGAUCCGCACGAUGAUGGACAACAACUACACGCUGAUCUUGAGCCGUGCGGCAGCGUCCGUCGUGCUUCUGCUGUACGUCAUCUAUGGCAGCUCCCUGUCGGUGAAGGUGCCCACUUUCCUGUCGCACUGCGAUCAGGUGGCCAGGUCCCUCUCCAACCCUCAGGUGGUCUUCAUGUCGCGGGACAAGCGAGGGAACAGCUUCAUUGUAGAUGACUACCUGAAAGGCUAUCAGUGGAUUGAUGAGAAUACGCCCAAAGAUGCGAGGGUCAUGGCGUGGUGGGACUAUGGCUACCAAAUCACGGGCAUUGCCAAGCGGACCUCCAUCGCAGAUGGCAACACCUGGAACCACGAGCACAUCGCCACAUUGGGCCGAACACUGACCAGCAGUGAGAAGAAGGCCCACAAUGCCAUCCGCCACUUGGCCGACUACGUGUUGGUUUGGGCUGGCGGCGGCGGCGAUGACCUGGCAAAGUCACCCCACUUGGCUAGGAUUGGCAAUUCCGUCUUCCCAGACCACUGUGGAGAUGAUGAUCCGAAGUGCAACAAGUUCAGUUUCUAUUCCGACUAUUCACCGACUCCAAUGAUGGCACGCUCUCUCUUGUACAAGCUCUGCCAGCACAGAGUGAGCCCCGGCGUGAGGGUGAAUGAGAAUCUCUUCAAGGAGGUUCACACCACCAAGCACGGGCUGAUGCGAAUCUACCAAGUCAUGAACGUGUCAGAAGAGAGCAGGGAAUGGGCCAUUGGCGCAGCCGGCGGCGGCAAGCCCAAGUUGAGUUUCUUUGGGCACCUGGCGUUGCUGGCGCGUCUUCUGGGUCGGCCCCGGCCGGUGACGGGGAUUCGGAGGGCCCGGCUGUCUCCCUGGCGGUUUCGGCGCGAUCUGCGGCGGCGAGGGACUUGGCCGCGCAGCACUUUGAGGCCGAGAGCGCGGACUUCGCCCGGGCGGAGGCGCUGCGGGCCUUCGCCGGGGCGGCGCGCCCGGUGCUGCGGCGCCUCAGCGACUGGGGCGACGAGGGCGCGUGGCGCCUGGUGGCGGCGUCCUUCGUGGUGGCCGAGGGCGACUGCGAGGAGGACGCCGCCAAGUUCCACGUGGACUUCGGGCCGCCGCGCAUCCCCCGGGGCGCCGCCGCCACGGCGCUGUUGCCGCUCCACCCGGGUGUCUUCCCCUUGGAGGGGAAUUUGGAGAUCAGACCCUGGGAUGAGGCCAUCUCGGCCGUGUACAACUACAAAGCAGGCAGAGCUAUUGUGUUUGAUGGGAAGCUGUCUCAUCGAACGCAGCCUUUCAGAAUUGCAGCGUUUAGAGGUGAUGACCCUUCUGCGCUGCAGGGGCGCAGGGUGCUCGCUUCCAUGAGCUUUGCCCGAGAUGGGCGCAGCUGGGAGGAAGCAGUGAACCAGGUGAUCGCGGGUUAUGGCGCUCCAGUGCCGAGG
Effrenium voratum is the source of this 3199-nucleotide messenger RNA. The record is from the annotation of a GenBank genome assembly. Lineage: Eukaryota; Dinophyceae; Suessiales; Symbiodiniaceae.